CCUCGAGCCCAGUCGGGCGUGGAGCCGGGACCGCUCGCGGCCAUGACGGACAUCCUGUGCGAUUGGCUGAACAGAGAAGUGAAGCUCUCGCGGGCAGUGAAAAUGGAGUCUUUUGCCAGCGAGUUUUCUUCAGGUUACCUCAUCGGAGAACUUCUCAACAAGUUUGAACUCCAGGAUGACUUUGCUCAGUUUUCGCAAAGCAGGCUUGCCAGUGCGAAACUUAACAACUUUUCUCGCAUGGAGCCCACCCUUCAACUCCUGGGCGUGCAGUUUGACCAGAAUGUGGCCCGAAACAUCAUGACAGAGCAGCAUGGAGCUGCCACCAAACUGAUCUACCAAUUGUAUGUGGCUCUAGAGAAAAAGAAAAAAGCAGGACUCACUGGAGUUGCCAUGGAUGCAAUGAGACCCUCAGCUCCCGCAAAGCUCAAGAGCGUGGGAACUGAAAUGUAUCGAGAGCGCCUUAAAUGUCUAGUGCCGCGUCAGGUAGACUUGACACUGCAGCAGAUUUCAGACAACUUUCACAGCAAAGCCAAGGACCUCGAAAGUCAGAUAGCUCGGAUGCAGUUUGUGGAGCAACAGCAAGCAAAGAAAAUUCAGGCCGAAAAAAUCGUUGAACAAUUUGAAAAUAAAAUGGUAGAAAAUCGAAGGCAGCAUGAAAUAAUGGCUAAAAUUCAAGCAGCAAUUAUCCAGAUUCCCAAACCAGUACUGCAGCGCCCCGUCAAGGCAAUUGAAGACCAAAAGAUUAUGAGAAGGAGGAAGGAAGCAGAGAUCACCUAUGCAGAAAUUAAGAAGUUUGAAAAGCAGAUGAAGAAAGAGAGUGGCAUGCCUACCAGGCUCACUGAGAGCAUGGUGCAUUCGACAGUGCCUUCACAGGAACUGGAUACAACUCCAGCCAUCACUGACCUGUUGAACACCUACUCAGAUGAUGAAUAUAUCAGGAAAAUUCAGAAACGUCUUGAGGAGGAUACCUUUGCCCGCGAACAACGGGAGAAAAGACGACGGAAGAUGUUAAGGGAGCAACUAAUAGCUCAUGAAGCACAAGAAGAGGCAUAUAGAGAAGAGCAGCUCAUCAACCGGCUAAUGAGACAAUCCCAGCAAGAGCGGAGGAUCGCUGUGCAACUGCUGCACGUGCGGCACGAGAAAGAAGUGAUGUGGCAGAACAGGAUUUACAGAGAAAAGCAGUUUGAAGAGAGACGGCUCAAAGAAUUCCAAGAAGCUCUUGAUAGAGAGGAGGCUCUUGCAAAGCAAGAGAAAAUUGAGCAGGAGGAACAGGCCCUGAAAGAAAAACAGCUGCAUGCAAUGCUUGCUGCCAAAAGAGCUGAAGAUCGCUAUAAGAAGCACUAUUCAAUUUGUUGGGAAGUGGUUGAGCAAAUCAUUGACUUAUCAACUAAAAUAGGAGAAUAUCGAACGCUGACAAACAACUUAAUCCCAAUAAAGCUGAUGCGUGACUGGAAAGAGCUGUUCUUAAAAGGAAAACCGAUUUAUGAGCAAGCUGAGAUUGAAAUACCUUUGCCAGAUGAACCAACUCCAGGACAAUUAGUAGAACUGGACAAAAUGAAUUUACUAGAUGAAAAAGAUUAUGAUGAAUAUAAGGUACUCCCAACUGACAUGGCCUAGUGGAAGAAAAUGCAGCUCAGUUAAAAUCAUUGCUCAUGACUGCCACCUUUUGUCCAUGAUGCUGCAUAGAUUUCAUAUAGUAGUUUAUAUUAGUUUAGCCCACGUAGUGAAAUGUACUAAAUAAUCUGUCUUUCUGGGACUAGGCGAUACUUUGAAUUGUUGCCAUUUUGGAAGGCUGUGCUGUCAUCAACUGUUUUGCUGUUUGACACACAAAUGCAGUAACCUCAAUAUGCAGGAUCACCACACAUUUGUGAGAAGUGAGUUAUUAUAGCUGUUAUUUCAGCAGAAGUCAAACUGUAGUACAUUCCACUGUGCUAGAAAAUGUAACAUAAAGGAGUCCACAAAAUCUAAUGUGAAAUAAACGCCACGUCUGUCACAGAA
Messenger RNA from Podarcis muralis (Common wall lizard), 1998 nucleotides. Its product is annotated as sperm flagellar protein 2-like. Gene Ontology annotation, biological process: sperm axoneme assembly. Gene Ontology annotation, cellular component: sperm midpiece; manchette. Lineage: Eukaryota; Metazoa; Chordata; Lepidosauria; Squamata; Lacertidae. Gene Ontology annotation, molecular function: protein binding. The record is from RefSeq and is a predicted model, not a curated record.